CACCGCAACCACCGCAACCACCGCAACCACCGCAACCACCGCAACCUCCGCCAGAGGCCGUCACACCGCUAGCACGUUACCACAGCUUAUAUGCUCAACUCACACAGAAGUCCCAGCCUUGCAUUUCUACAAGCACACAGCAGACGCACGCUGAGCCUAACCCUGACUUUACACCGAAUGGAUAUUUCAACACAGAGUCAGCAGAGGAACUGGAAUCAUCUGUGGCAGGCACACAAACUGAACCCAGUAGGCCACACUGCUCCCCUAUAGAGCACUGUCACACAGGUGAAAACGCAUCCCAAACUGACCUGGGGUCAGAUUGUGCGUCUGGUACCCCACCGGUGCCGAACGGUGUCUUGCCGAACGGGAUGACAGGUUUGCACGCUCACCCAGAGAAUGCCGCCCUGCUCAUGCCAUCCUUCCCAGGAUGCAGUGGGGUGGCGGACCCUCAGCAGAGCCUGCUCAGUGUGGAGGCCAGCCUGCAGGCCAACCAGAAGCGGAUUACAACUCUGCUCAACAUCAUCCAAGACCUGGAGAUGAGCCACGCGCUCAGCAGAGGGCGGCGAUGCUUUCGUACAGGGCAGGACCUUGGAGAGUGCACUACAUGCCAGGAAACUGCUUGCAUCGUCUAUAACGUGGAGUACGACUUCAGGCAGCAAGAGCGGCGUUUCAAAGACUUUCUCCAGCUCUCUGACGACACCUACUAUCCCUCUCCGCCCACGUUCCUACCUCCCAUCCCAGACGAAAGUGACGACCCCUCCUCCCCGCCAACAUUUCUACUGCCCGUCCUGUUUCCCCCCUCGGCUCUCUCGUCCCCUGGCACCCCUGAUGAGAGACUCGCUCUGAAGCCCAGGGCCAAGACUAAAAAACUCUGCAAGAAGCUCCUCUCGUGGCUGCCCAGGAAAAUUAAGCAAAAGUAGCUCUUGCUCCUCCAUCGCCCGUCCGCCUGCUCAUCUGUCUUGGCAAGGAAAGUGCUCUAAACUGACGACGUGUUCACUGUUUUUUCAUCAUUCUUACUCUUAAUUGUUUUUGUAAUGGCAAAGAUUCAAAUUCAGGGAGACAGACAUGAAGAGAGAGACCCCUUCUCAGGAUAAAACAGGGAAAAAAAUACAAACUACGGACACACUGUCUCAAAUAUUCUCAUGCUAGCUUUAUCAGCAUGAAUUUCCAGCCAUUGAUGUAAGGGCAUUAUCGAUAUAGUGGGACAAUCUAAUUACCUCCAGGAGAAAGGAUUACCGGCAGCUCUGUCAAUGUGACAGAAAGUUCCGGAUUCUGAUCGCCAGCAGAGUGACUUCAACUGGCUCAACAUGAUUUGCACAAUGGAUUGUGAAUGGCUUUGCUUACAAUCUACAUAUUCUUACAAUCUCUGUCCACACCUUUUUGUGCUUGAUAUCUCCUAUCCCAAAGCUACCACAUCUAAAACCAUGUACAGAAUAUCUUAAAUCAGAUGUAAACCAGACAAUGUUUCUUCAAUGCAACAGGCAGUUAUCUUGACUUGUAAGCUUUUUUUAGGGUGGUGAGAAACAUAAUAGACAAUAUCAAUUUGCAAUAGAUUUGUUCAUGUGUCUCCAGAGGGACUAGUCCAAUACAAGGUUGGUUAGGUUUUCAGUGAGAGAAUCUCAGUAGAAUGGCAUGAGGGACAUGGGUAGA
Molecule: messenger RNA, 1650 nt
Organism: Alosa sapidissima (American shad)
Lineage: Eukaryota; Metazoa; Chordata; Actinopteri; Clupeiformes; Clupeidae
Product: protein INSYN2B-like
Exons: 3
Coding region: 369-920 (183 amino acids)
Biological process (GO): inhibitory postsynaptic potential
Cellular component (GO): postsynaptic density
Source: RefSeq, a predicted model, not a curated record